Molecule: messenger RNA, 2020 nt
Organism: Rana temporaria (common frog)
Lineage: Eukaryota; Metazoa; Chordata; Amphibia; Anura; Ranidae
Product: multidrug and toxin extrusion protein 2-like
Exons: 17
Coding region: 191-1936 (581 amino acids)
Biological process (GO): xenobiotic detoxification by transmembrane export across the plasma membrane
Cellular component (GO): membrane
Molecular function (GO): xenobiotic transmembrane transporter activity; antiporter activity
Source: RefSeq, a predicted model, not a curated record
CCCUGAUCUGCACAGCUUGUUGAUCAGGUUAUGGUAUGUUCUCCUCCCAUUGAGUGUAGUCUGUAAAAUAUGCAGUGAGGAAUUAUUUUACACUUCACUUCUCCAGUCAAAGCCUUAUGAAACAAUGGAUCUCUCACUGCAUGCUCUGGUGUAGGAGAACUGCAAAAUUUUACAUUUAUCAGGGAGAACAAUGACAAUACACAAGGAGGAAGCCAAGGAGACCUCUCCUCUAUCAGAAAAACCUCAUGGAAUAAAGAGACUGUUCCGUCAACUGGUACCUUAUGGAUUCUGUAAUGAAGCAAAGAAACAGUUUGGGUUGGCCAUCCCUGUGUUCUUAUCUCGAUUCAUGGUACUGCUUAUAAUAAUGGUGAGUUCCAUGUUUUCUGGCCAUUUAGGAAAAAUUGAACUGGAUUCUGUUACGCUUGCUUCGUCUGUUAUAAAUAUAAUUGGUAUAUCAAUUGGUUCUGGAAUGAGUUCUGGGUGUGAUACACUGAUGUCCCAGACAUAUGGCAAGAAGAAUAUGAAGCGAGUGGGAACAAUCCUGCAAAGAGGAAUUCUUAUUCUAAUGCUGUGCUGCUUCCCCUGCUGGGCAAUACUUAUUAAUACAGAGCAGGUAUUGCUACUGUGCAAGCAAAAUCCAGAUAUCGCCAGGUUAACACAAAAAUAUGUGAUGAUCUUUUUACCUGGUCUACCUGCAGUAUUCCUACAUCAGCUGCAAACAAAAUAUUUACAAAAUCAGGGUAUUAUAUGGCCUCAGCUUUUCACUGGCAUAGCAGCAAGCCUCAUCAAUGUUGUUCUCAAUGCUAUUUUCAUGUACGUCUUUAAACUGGGAGUGGAAGGUUCAGCUUGGGCAAACACAGUUUCUCAAUGGACGAUGGCACUUUCACUUUUUCUAUACAUAAUUGCCAAAAAAGUGUAUGUGGAAACAUGGGGAGGAUGGUCCACAGACUGUCUUCAGGAGUGGGAUAUAUUCAUAUACCUUGCUAUCCCCAGCACACUGAUGCUUUGCGCUGAAUGGUGGAGCUUUGAAAUUGGAGGUUUUUUCGCAGGGAUUAUUGGCAUUGUGGAGCUGGGAGGACAAGCCAUUAUGUUGGAGUUGGUAACAGUGGCUGCAACGCUUCCAAUUGGCUUUGGUACAGCUGCCAAUAUCAGGGUUGGAAUUGCUUUAGGAGAGGGAAACAUUGAACAAGCAAAAAUGUCUUGUAAAGUUGUACUUUACUGCACAGCAUUUGUUUGCCUGUUGGUCAGCUGUACUGCACUUGCACUGAGAAACGUCAUAGGUUAUAUGUUUACAACCGAUAGAGAUGUUAUUGCUUUGCUUUCAAAAAUCAUGCUCCUAUUCGCUCCACUGCACCUGUGUGACGGAAUAAAUACAGCCUGCAGUGGAAUAUUAAGAGGAACAGGAAGACAAAAAAUUGGUGCUUUUACAAAUGUUUUGGGGUAUUACCUCAUUGGGAUUCCAGUUGGAUUAUCGCUGAUGUUUCUAACAAAACUUGGGGUUAUGGGUCUAUGGAUUGGAAUGCUUUGUCCAAUGUUGCUACAAACUGGCAUCCAUAUACCGUAUAUCUUUUGUAUGAACUGGUACAAGGUUGGUGAAGAGGCUAAAAUAAGAGCUGGAGUGAAACCGGUGAAAGUACCUGACUCAAGAAGUUCAAAAAAUGAUAUUUUGAAAUCUGAAUAUGGGGGCACAACAAUGUCUGAUUCCAGCUUUAUUGCCUCUCUGACCCCUGGAGAAGAUCAUACAAAGCAACUGGAGUUAAAAGAUGAUCUACCAAUGGAAACAACUAAUGUUGUAGGUGAAAUCCUCUCCACUAAACAGCUGAUUGUCCGAAGGGGACUAGCAUUGCUUCUAUGCAUUAGCUUACUAAUGAUUGGUAUCGCUAUUAAACUAGUUACUACUAAAAAGGUAACACAGGAUCUAAUGAGCCUCGAUUAGCAUACGUAAACAAGUGUGCCAUGUUUCCAAGACAAUUUUCCCAUUACAGACCAUUGCAAUCCCCUAACCAAAAAUACAUAACAA